This is a messenger RNA of Leptomonas pyrrhocoris, 6436 nucleotides long. RefSeq lists its product as hypothetical. Lineage: Eukaryota; Euglenozoa; Kinetoplastea; Trypanosomatida; Trypanosomatidae. The transcript has a single exon. The coding region runs from base 397 to 5991 and encodes 1864 amino acids. The record is from RefSeq and is a predicted model, not a curated record.
AGUUGCGUGCGUGAGAGUCCAAGUCGAAGAACUACGUUGUGCGCGCCGCCCUUUGGACGUGACGGUGUGCGUGUGCUACACCGUGUCACAGCCCUCGGAGACGCGACUGUUUCCCUGCUUCUUUCUUUCAUACACAUAUAUAUAUAUAUAUAUAUAUAUAUAUACUAUAUAUAUAUAUAUACUACUUACUAUAUAUAUAUAUAUAUAUACUUUCUAUACACAUAUAUAUAUAUAUAUAUAUAUAUAUAUACAUUUUCUACAACGUGCUUUUCUUCUCUCCUCUCUUCUUCUUUUUCCUUUUCGCCCACGUUGUCUUGAAAAUCGGUCAACAAAGCGACACACGGGAUUUCGACUUCGACACCACUCCGCUGUUAUUGCGCUUGUUGUUCUUCGCGAAUGCCGGUUGAUACGGUGUGCGAGGGGCCGCGCCCGCCAGGGCGUCGCUCCAUCCACCUCUACGGCCUACCUCCUGUACGUACGUACCCCGCCGGUGCAACGGAUGCCACCGCGCUGAAGUCCACCGGCAUUGGCGUGCUCGACUCGACUGGCUCGAUGACGCAGCCCAGUAUUAACUCGACCUCUCCUCGCCGUCCCGUGGCUGCGGUGCUGUCAUUGGACGCUGCUGCUGCUGAUGCUGGUGGGGCGGAGGCGCGUGCUGGGCGCCCACACAACGGAGCCGAACCCGUCGUGACGACCUCGCCGCGACACCUUCGUGGUCGAUUGAACGAAGGGACGGUGCACCGUGCCCCACACGUUGUGUCCACCGCCGCGAGCUACGCCAUCCCUCGCAGCAUGGCCGCCACUCGAGCGCAGUCGCGUGAGGCGAGCAAAGGACGAGGUCCCACCUUCGGCCCCUCCGUCGUCUCAUGGGUGCACGUGGCGAGCGGGGAAGCGGCACAGUUGAAGCGCAACACCGCGUCGAGGGACGAUAGCAGGAACAGCAGCCGCAACGGAGCUUCACAGCCGGCGUCGCGUACGUCGCGCGCGCCGAACACGGCCGCGGCGGCUGAGAUAACACAGAUGGUAAACGACGCUUCUAUGCGAAAUACGUGGGCGAUGCGCUUUGCGAACACGGCGGUGCUGCGCCAGGCCGUCAGCACCAACACGGACACCUACACGCACUUCGAGGAGGCGCUCCUGGCGGAGCUGAACACGCUGCGACGGGCGCCAGCUGAGUACGCCGCGGUGGUGGAGCAUGAGGCGAAGGUAGGCGUCCCGUACGUGCGGGAGGAUGACAUCUACUUCAGUAGUGAAGCCGCCGCGGAGGACGCGGGCCUCAACCUGCGCCGUCGAAUGGAGCUCGAGGGGUCGCAGGAGGCGUCUUCCACCGCUGCCACCGCCGCCACCGCUGCGGCAGGCGCUGGUGGAACGCCGGCACCUACGGCUCGUUUCACAAGGACGUCGUCCAACGCCAGCAGCGUGUCCUCCAGAAACGGACCGUCCACGAACGGCCCUGCCACCGCCACCGCCGCCGCGUCCGCCGGAUCAGUCGCCGCCGCCACAUCGCCGACGGGGAAUGAGCGGAAGAAGAUGAAGAAGCGGUAUAGCAACAACGUUGCCGCAGGGGCAGCAGCAGGAGCCGUAGGCGCUCGUGUCACCGUCCUCGCGAAGGACGGCAAAAGCGCCGCGGCCGAUCCGAAAGACGCUGCGUCGAAGCUGAAAGAAGGGGAGAAACCGCACACCACGGAGCAGCAGCAGCAGUCGGAACAGGAAACACCCGGGAAGGUGACCCUGCGCUCGCCGUCGCCCACAAGAGCGGGCCCAACAGAGCUGACACUGGCGGAGCUGCGGCACCAAUUCCGCUGUCAACAGCGCUACCGUGCCGCGCUCGAGACGUCGCUGAAGGAGCUGAAGGCGGAGCAGCGGCAAGUCGAAGCGGCGCAGUUGGCCACCUGGGCAGCCGAGGAUGAAAAGGCCCAGAAGCGCGCACGUAGGUCAACGGGAAACACGCCAGCUAUGGGGACCGCUGCAGGUGGCGGUGGUGGUGUUGGCGGCAGCUCCGCCGCUUCGUUCCCCGUCGCCGGUGCGGCCGGCGCCGGUGGCGUACACAAGAAUAUCAGCUCCAUCGCUGCUGCCCGCCGCGGCAGUCCCGCCGUCGACGAGACGCUCGCGCUGCGGCGCGGCGAGGAGGCGGCGUUGACGCACCGGAUCUACGAGGAGCGGGUUAACCGACUCGACGUGGAGCUUCAGCGGGCCCGCAGCGCGUGCCAGCGCAGCCUCGCCGGUGGCAAUCUGAUCUCCAGCGCGGUGCGCGUACUACGCGAGGCCCGGCCUGCGCCCCCUCUGAAGUGCAGUCGCGGGCUAUCGCUGGCAGCGCGGGACACGGCAGAGGUGUACUACGGUGAUGCGGAGCGUGUGUCGGCGCUGAGCGAGUUGUAUGCCCUCUCCCGUGCCACGCUGAUUGGGUUGUGCGAGGUGACGGGGUCGUCCUCGCCGAAGGCUGACAGCAGCGGUGUGGCAGCGCACACGUCAGCGGCAGCCACUGCACCCCACACGCUGGAGGAGCUGUCGCUGCAGGGCGGGCGGGGCACACCGGAUGAUGUCGAUGCCGCCACCGUGCCCCCCUCCGGCGUCUUCCCUAUCCUGUCGGAGGAGGCGCUGCUGCUGGCGCAGGUGGCACAGCGAGCAUGCACGACGUACGGCUACAUCUCCGACGAGGUGCGCGGGGCUCACCUGCAGGGCAUCGGCAGCCCUCGCACGUUGCUGCUGCAGUUCAUUGUGGGGUGCUUCACGCCGGUGGUGGACAUUGUGCACCAGCCAGGCGCGUCGACCUCUCCGCAGAGCCACGGCCACAAUAAAGACUUCGACAGCAGUGGAGUAGCGGCUGGGACGGCAGAUGCCGAUGGGGCGGCGAUGCGGUGCUACGCGGGUGUGCGCCUUCAUGGCAGCGUCUAUGCGGCUCGUCCCGAUGUGCUGUCGCCAAACGCGAGCGGCGAGGACGUUUACACCGCCGUGUUCGGUGCCAAGAGCGACCACACGAGCGUCUUGGCAGGGAGUAAGAAGGUAGACCACACAGCGGUGACGGCGAACGCGUCGCACACAAGCGAGGCUGCGGAAGACGCGAUGCAGCGCCUGUGGCCUCUGCUGUGGUCCGGCGCAUCGACCGUUGGGUGUGGCUGGCAGCAGGUGCGGGGGUGGCGACACGUGCCGACGUACGCGGAGGCCCGUCAAAUGAUGGAGGCCGAACAGCACGACAGCUCGCUGAUGCAAAAGCACGAGACAGCCGUCACGGUGACGACACCGGCAGCAGGAGUGUUCGAUGGCGCAUCUCGCAAUGCGAACCACUACGUAGAGCACGAAGGCCAAACGGCGGUAAUUUGUUCUACGCUCUUGUUGGCCUCUGGUUUCGAGGAGUACGAGGUGGGCCGUGCGUGCAGCGGCAUGACCCCUGCUGCCACACGCCGCGUCUUUCUCGAGCCCACCAACGACGCCGAUGAAGGAGUCAUGAGCAGCGGUGGCAGAGCCAACGAUGCGCGCCGUGCCGCGGUCGAAGUCCACAGCGCGUUGGGUGUUACGCUGCUUACCCCUACGAUGCACCCCGUCAUCGUCCCUCCCUCGCCAGCACCGUCUCGGCCGCGUCGUACGGACGGCAGCGGCGCGGUGGUCUGCGUGGCGGUACGCGUGCCCUACGCGGAUGAAGGCGGCAACGAGGAGUCCGCCGUGACAGCGCGAUCGUUAGCGUUGAUGAGUGGAACGUCCGUGUCAGCGGCUAUUCGAGUAGUGGCGCUGAUCACCCGGCAGAGCGAUCCUACGCCGUCGUGUCCGAGCGUGAACCCCGCCGAGGUGCUCCUCGAGCGCAGCCCGGCCGAUCCGUCGGUGUGGCUCGUUCUUGUGAACACUGCUGCCGCCUUUGCUCAUCACGGCGACGUCGACGGUGCCCAACCUGUGCCAUUGGCUCUGCAUCUUUUUGCGAAGGACAUGCGGGAUGCGACGGGCGCCUACGAGCACGUCGCGUUUAUUCGGUUGCAGCAGGGACACGAGGGCAGCGCAUCGCCCGCGGCGGCGCGUGACACCUGCCCCUCCGUGUUGAUCGCACCGGAGUGGCGAUACUUGUUAAAAGGGCUGUCCUGCCUGCCUUGCACGAUGACGCCACCACCAACGACGGCCACCCCCGCAGCCCUCCAGAGCACAACAUCCAUCUCGGCAGCUUCAUCCGGCGCGGCCACGCCGGCUGGAUGGGCGGUGCUGCACGAGCCGCUGCUGAGCCGCGAUGGAGUGUUGCUGCACCCGCUCUCCUCGAACCUCCGCGCGUCGUGCCGCAGCGACGACGUCAGCGCCGUCCGGCCGAGCGACGCACGCGAUGGGAACCCCCUCACCGACCGCACCUGUUCGCUCGUCAGCGCCACGGAGAAUCGGGACACGCGUACGAUCGGGACGGGGGAGGCCGUUCACGUCGCGAUUCAGCUUCCCGCCCACGCUAACGCGCUGUGGUGGGGGCGUCGGGUGGCCGCGUUGCGUGCGACGCGCCAGCAGCUGGAGGCGGAGGUGGCGGUGGAAGCCGCCGGGUCGGAGACGGAGGACGCGGCGGCCGGUAGCAUGUCUACCACCAACCCAGGGAAUGGGGAAGGCAACAACGCCGCAGUGGACGGGCCGGCGGAUGCGGCAACGGGCGUCGCGGCCCGUAACGAGCAACCCGCCGCCAUCGAGUCGGUCGCUCCUUCCGACGCCGCCGAGAAGGCGGACUCGACUGCCAAUGCGGCUUCUGCCCCCUCCCCCACAUCACCGCUGUCCCUGUCCACCACAGCAGCCGGAACAUCAGCAGCAGCGGCAGCCGCCGCCACAGCAGUCCAUUCAAAGAAGGCGAGCAAUGGUUGUUCUACCGGGAAGAGAGGGGCCAGCAAUAAAAAUGCUGCUGGCGGCUACGAGGAAGGCGCUUCGCCGGAGAGGAAGGGUGCGCGAGGAAACUCCAAGGCGCCGACUCGCGUGAGCGCCGCUGCUGCUGGCGGAGGUACACCGUCCGCCCCCCUUCUCAACCCCCCCACAAAGGGUGGCGCCCCGUCUUCCUCCGCUGGACUGAUGCCAUCCCUCGGCAAUCGCCACACCUUAAAUCUCUUCCUGACUGUUGAAACACCUGAGAGCCCUGCCUUGUGCGAGUACGAGGCUCUACUGAAAUCGCCACCGCCGGCAUUGCCUCCACCCACCACGUCGUCGUCGACGACUCCUCUUUCCACGGCCAAGGCGAUCGGUGUGCCGGCGUACCUGCAGGCCGCGUGCAUCUCGCUCCCCGCCCUGCGCGUGCUCAGCGAGCGACUUCGCGCCGACGCGCAGAUUUGGCAGGCGCACCGCAGCCGUGUCCAGCCCUUCCUCGACAACGAACGGGUGCGGAUUGCCGGGGAGGCGACACGGAAGAGAGGAAAGGAGCAGCAGCGGCUGCAGCACGACCAGGACGACGUGACGAGCGAACUUGCCUCGAUGCAGCGGCGCGCAGAGGUGUUCCAGCAGGCGGUGCAGGGCACCUCCGAAGCGCUGCGAAAGCGGGAGCGGGCACAGGUGCUGCGUCGGGCGCGACUGUCCCGGGUCACGGCAGAGCUGGCGCACUUGGAGGAGUUUCUGGGCACGGCAGAGGACAACGCAGGAGAGAAGGGGGCGAUGCUGACGCCUCCACGAGUCGCGCUGCGGCUUUUCAACAAGGCGGCCGUGGCGGCGGGCAGCGGACGUAACGCUGCUGCCGCUGCUGCGGUGGCGGCUCAAGCGGCGACGCAGGACCCGCCAGCCGUGCACGAUGUGACGGUUGGGGCAGAGGGGAGAAGUAGCGGUGCGGAGUUCGUGUCUUCGUCCUUUUUUGGUGCUGCUGCGGUGACGACAGCGUCUGAGAAUGAAGUGGUGCUGCAGCCGCAGCCAGUGCUUCCGUUGUCCGUCUCCGCAAAGUCGUCCUCCUGCGACAAUCUGCCGGCGGUCGUGUACGCAGCGUCCUGCACCGUGCCGCCGUCCUUCUCUGGGCAGGCGACGCUGAUGAUCGACGAUGAGGUGGCUGUGACGUGGUCGCUAUAAAGGAGGUGAUGUAAAGGUAUGCAAAAACAAACACAAAUGAUCUAUAUAUACAUUAACGAUGAAGCUUUUUGUUUUUCCUCUUGUAUUGUUGUUGUCGAUCCCCACUCCGUCGUGCCCCGACCUACUUCACUGUUGCGUUGUCAGCGAUGGAGGCACGUCGGGCGGCAGCAUCAACAUGUAUGUCUGCAUUGGUUUGUAUGGAUAUGUAUUUAGCGUGAAUCCGGUCAACAACGCGCACCAUUGCGCGCACACCCUUGAUAAAGUGCAUGUAAAAUAGGAAAAACAACAACAUCAACAUCAAAACACUCCUGUUCUCUUUUAUGUUCAAUGGUUGUCACGUAUGCGUUGGCGGGCUUCGACGUGCGUAUCGAGUACCGAUGUGUCUACCCCUUCUUUGUUUUUUUCCCGGUUUGUGUUUCGCGUAUGUACAAGAGGAUGAAAGGAG